Messenger RNA from Theileria annulata, 615 nucleotides. Its product is annotated as 40S ribosomal S12-related protein, putative. Bases 1 to 615 code for a protein of 204 amino acids. The record is from RefSeq and is a predicted model, not a curated record. NCBI's taxonomy places the organism in Eukaryota, Apicomplexa, Aconoidasida, Piroplasmida, Theileriidae. The transcript has a single exon.
AUGGAAAAUUAUAUAUUAGAAGAAUCUUAUAUAUCACCAAUUGCUAAACCGAAAUUAACAGGUAAAUCACUUCUACGUUCAUUAAAACUUAUAAAACGUGCAUUAACAGUAGAAAAACUUGCUAAACAAUAUAAACUAGGACAAUCCAAUAUUAAUCAACUUAAUAAAUCUAAUUUACAAUCUACAACUGAUGAUAAAUCUAAUUUACAAUCUACUGAAGUUGUUAAUUCGAGUUUGAAUGAAUUGAAUGAUAUGAAUUUGGAUAUACAUUUGACUAGACUUGUAAAAAGAGGAGUAUUAGAUGUUACAAAAUCAUUACGUAAAGGUAUAAUAGGAAUAGUAUUAAUAGCAUCAGAUGUACAUCCAAUAGAUGUAGUAUCACAUUUACCAAUUUUAUGUGAAGAAUUAUCAAUUUCAUAUGCUUACGUAACUAAUAAAAGAAUAUUAUCUGAUAUAUGUCAAUCUAAAAGACCAACAUGUGCAGUAUUAAUUGUUAAACCUGUAAAAGAUUUACCAAAUAAAAUUAAAAAAUUAUCUGAAAAUAAUAAACUCGAUUAUACCAAAUUAUAUCAUAAAGUCGAUCAGAAUAUUAAAAAAUGUCAUCCAUAUCUUUAA